AUGAGCUACGUGCCGGCGUCAGGGUGCGCGACCGCGGAGCCUUCGCCCGUGGCGUCGCCGGCCGCUGCGCGGAGCACCCGGGCGCCUGCGCCCCAGCGGCGGGACUUCGAGGCCAAGUUACGAGCUUUCUACAGGAAGCUUGAGAGCAAGGGCUACGGACAGGGCCCGGGGAAAUUAAAAUUACACAUACGUCGAGACCAUCUGCUGGAAGAUGCAUUUAGACGCAUCAUGUCCUGCAGUAAGAAAGAGCUGCAAAAGGGCAAACUUUGCGUACUUUGGGAUGGAGAAGAGGGAUUGGACUACGGAGGACCGAGCAGAGAGUUUUUCUUCCUCCUCUCAAGGGAGCUCUUCAACCCUUACUAUGGUCUAUUCGAGUACUCCGCCAAUGAUACAUAUACGGUGCACGUGUCUCCGAUGUCGGCCUUCGUGGAUAAUCAUCACGAAUGGUUCAGAUUUUCCGGACGCGUCUUAGGGCUAGCGCUAGUCCACGGCUACUUGCUUGAAGCUUGGUUCACACGUGCGCUGUAUCGCGCUCUACUGAGAUUACCUCCCGCUCUAGAAGAUGUGGACGCGCUUGAUGCGCAGUUCGCCGCUUCACUGAGGUGGUUACAGACGGCUCGCUGCGUAUCAUCACUGGAGCUAACGUUCGCAGUAUCAGAACGUUUGGCAGACGGUCGGGUACUAGAAAGGGAACUGAAACCAGGCGGAAGGGAUGUUCCAGUAACAGAAAGAAAUAAGAAAGAGUACCUCGAACGCCUUGUCCGAUGGCGAGUGGAGAGAGGGGUCGCGGAGCAGAGCGAGUGGCUCGUGAGGGGAUUCCAUGAGGUGGUGGACCCUCGGCUGGUGGGGGCCUUCGACGCCCGGGAGCUGGAGCUGGUGAUCGCGGGCGCGCCCGAGCUGGACGUGGCGGACUGGCGCGCCAACACGGAGUACCGCGGCGGCUACCACGACGCGCACCCCGUCAUCACCAGCUUCUGGCAGGCCAUCGACAGAUUCACGAACGAGCAGCGCCUCCGCCUCGUCCAGUUCGUGACGGGGACGUCGUCCAUCCCGUACGAGGGGUUCUCGGCGCUGCGCGGCUCCACGGGCCCGCGGCGCUUCUGCAUCGAGCGCUGGGGCCGCAUCGAGUCGCUGCCGCGCGCGCACACGUGCUUCAACCGCCUCGACCUGCCGCCCUACCCCUCGCUGCAGCUGCUGCACGAGAAGCUGCUGCUCGCCGUCGAGGAGACCAACACCUUCGGCAUCGAGUGAGCGGACCCACCCGACGAGUUCCAACCGGACGGAUAACAAUAUCCAACAGAUUUUUUUUUAUAUAAAUUACAACAAAAUCAAAAUAAAAUAAAAUAUUCAAAUAGGCUUCGAAAACAUUUUACAAAUCAAAAUUUUAUUUAUGUUUCUAUUUGCAAAUAUGAAUCUAAGUUGUUAUUAAUAAAGCAGUAACCCGUAAAAACUAACCUGUUGUAACUCCUACUGUUUGUCUAUUCGAGACGUAUCUGUAGGAUAAACUUUAUCCACGACCAGUGAAACAGUCCCUUAGUAUGUUAAUGUCGAUGUCGACUGUAAUAGCAACUGUAAAUUAUCAGUGACUUGUAAAUGUAAAUAGUAGUCAAUUGAUUGUAUAGUCGAGGAGCAGUCUUACCUAUUGCUAAAUGAUGUAUGUAGCGUGUAGGUGUGCCAGACUUGUAACAAUAAUGCUAGCCACGUAUCUAUCGAGGUUUGUACUUUGUAAACGCUUUUAUUGUAAGAAGUAUAUUGUGGCUGUGAAUCGGGGCUUAAGCCCCAUAUUUAGUUAUUAUGCUUUUGUCACUAAUUUAUAAUUUUUUUUAAUUUCCUGGCUCAGACAUCUGUCCUAUCGGUUAUUUUUGAGUGAUAGACGUGACGAUAUUUCAGAUUAAUUAUUCAAAUAGAUAAAAGAAGUUAUCGUCUCUAAAUGCUCUUUUAUUUGGCUAAAACAGAAGCUAUUAAAAUUAAUGAAUAGCGCUACCUAGUCAGCUUAUAUAAAUAUAUACUUAUAGUAAAAAAAACUACAACAGAAAUAAAAAUAAAUAUUGCUUGUUUAUCCCUGUAGUUACUCUAACCUAUUUAUGUAAUUAAUAUAAUAAUUGACAUAUGUUGAUGUCGUGAGUUGAUUUGCUAAUAUUGAUGUUCCUCAGUUAUUUAUAUAAACUUAAAUUUUAUUAGCUUAAUAUGAAGAGUUACAUGCUCAAAAUUAUUAUUAUAAAGUAUUAAUUGUCAUGUAAUGAAGCAGGUUUAACGUUUAAUUUUGAUUCCAUAUGUAAUGUAAAUACAUUAUUUAUUGCGUUUUUGUGUAAAUUACAAUGUGUAAGUUCAUGUUUAUUUCUGUAAGUAAUAGUUCUAUUAUGUUGGAUAUUUAACUAAUGUAGAACAUUGUUUUAUCAUGAGUAUAUUCUAAGUAACUUGUUUUGUGUGAAAGUGAUCAGAUGUGUCAAUAUACAAUAUUACUUACAUAA
This is a messenger RNA of Melitaea cinxia (Glanville fritillary), 2471 nucleotides long. RefSeq names its product E3 ubiquitin-protein ligase HECW2 (gene Hecw). The coding region runs from base 1 to 1251 and encodes 416 amino acids. Lineage: Eukaryota; Metazoa; Arthropoda; Insecta; Lepidoptera; Nymphalidae. Gene Ontology annotation, biological process: regulation of dendrite morphogenesis. Gene Ontology annotation, molecular function: ubiquitin-protein transferase activity. The transcript is spliced from 6 exons. The record is from RefSeq and is a predicted model, not a curated record.